Molecule: messenger RNA, 2704 nt
Organism: Drosophila busckii
Lineage: Eukaryota; Metazoa; Arthropoda; Insecta; Diptera; Drosophilidae
Exons: 5
Coding region: 61-2472 (803 amino acids)
Biological process (GO): carbohydrate metabolic process
Source: RefSeq, a predicted model, not a curated record
AUCGUUAAUAAAAUGCUGUUGUUAAAUUAUCAACAACAAAAAACAUAAAUAAAAUUUGCUAUGUUCAGAUGCAAAGCACUCUGCCAAUCCUGGAUUAGAAACGCUUUGGCAAUAACUACGCCGCAAACAAACCUACAACGCAGUUGGCUAGUCGACGGGCAACAUUUAAAGCGUGACAAAGACAAAGUGACAACGAAGCACCUGUUUCGUGGCAUGGCGACAGCAACAACGGAUGGCGCCAGCAGUGCGGGCGAACAAAAAAAGAAGCACUACAAUAGAUUAGCAGAAUCCAAGUCGCCGUAUCUUAAGCAGCAUCAGCAUAAUCCAGUGGACUGGUACCCCUGGGGUGAAGAGGCGUUUGAGCGGGCGCGCAAAGAAAACAAGCUUAUCUUUCUAUCCGUGGGCUACUCCACAUGCCAUUGGUGUCAUGUGAUGGAGCACGAAUCAUUUGAGGAUGCUCAGACAGCAGUUGUGAUGAACAAGCACUUUGUCAACAUCAAAGUGGACAGAGAGGAGCGUCCAGACAUUGACAAGAUUUACAUGCAGUUUCUGCUCAUGUCCAAGGGCAGCGGUGGCUGGCCCAUGAGCGUUUGGCUAACGCCAGAUCUAGCGCCAUUGGCAGCGGGCACAUACUUCCCGCCCAAAUCCCGCUAUGGCAUGCCUGGCUUUACCAUGGUGUUAGAGUCUAUAGCAAAUAAGUGGGAAACGGAUCGAGAAUCGCUGUUGCAGGCGGGCUCAACGCUGCUAACCGCAAUGCAAACUAAUCAAAAUACCGGCGCUGAUCCUGCGGCUGCCUUUGAGCCCGGCAGCGCAGAUGCUAAGCUCCAGGAGGCCAUAGUUGUGCACAAGCAGCGUUUUGAUAUACAACAUGGCGGCUUUGGACGCGAGCCCAAGUUUCCAGAGGUGCCGCGACUAAACUUUCUCUUCCAUGCUUAUUUGGUAAGCAAGGAUGCCGAUGUGCUGGACAUGGUGCUGCAAACGCUGGAGCACAUAGGACGUGGCGGCAUUAAUGAUCACAUAUUUGGCGGCUUUGCGCGUUAUGCCACCACCAGAGAUUGGCACAACGUGCACUUUGAGAAGAUGCUAUACGAUCAGGGACAGCUGAUGGCAGCUUUUGCUAAUGGCUACAAGCUGACCAGAAACGAGUUGUUCCUGCGCUAUGCGGAUAAAAUUUACCAAUACAUUGUAAAAGAUCUGCGUCAUCCAGCAGGUGGUUUCUAUGCAGGCGAGGAUGCCGAUUCGCUGCCCACACAUGAGGAUACUGUUAAGGUGGAAGGCGCGUUCUAUGCCUGGACUUGGCAGGAAGUGGAGGCGGCUUUCAAAUCAGAGUCAGCGCGCUUUGGCGAGCUGAGCGCCGAACGCGCUUUUGAAAUAUAUGCUUACCACUAUGACUUCAAGCCGGCGGGCAAUGUGCCGCCUGCCAGCGAUCCACAUGAACAUUUAAAAGCCAAAAACAUACCCAUUGAACGUGGUGUAGAGAUGGAUACGUGUGCCAACUUUGCACUGGAGCUAGAGCAGCUGCAAUCCUUGCUAAGUACAGCUAAUGAUAUAUUGCAUCAGUUGCGAGAUAAGCGUCCACGUCCUCAUUUGGAUACCAAAAUCAUUUGCGCUUGGAAUGGUUUAGUGCUGUCGGGUCUUGCCAAGCUGGCCAAUUGUGGCAGUGCCAAGCGGUCGGCUUACAUGGACACAGCCAAGCAGCUCAUGCAGUUUCUACGCAGCAAGCUCUAUGUGGAGAAGACUAAGUCGCUGCUGCGUUCUUGCUAUGGCGCAGGCGUGGGCAUGGAGGAGCUGGAACAGAAUGCCGUCAGCAUCGAAGGCUUUCUGGAUGACUAUGCGUUCCUAAUCAAGGGUCUGUUGGACUACUACAAAGCUUCGCUGGACAAUGAGGCGUUGCACUGGGCCAAGCAGCUGCAGGAGACGCAGGACAAAUUGUUCUGGGAUGAGCAAAAUGGCGCUUACUUUUUCUCACAAGAAAAUGCACCGAAUGUUAUAGUGCGGCUCAAGGAGGAUCACGAUGGCGCUGAACCUUGUGGCAACAGCGUUGCUGCACGUAAUCUCACCAUAUUGGCGCAUUAUUACGAUGAGGACAGUUAUCGCGCACGUGCUGCCAAGCUGCUCAACUACUAUUCCGAUGUCUCGCCUUUCGGGCAUGCGCUGCCAGAAAUGUUGUCUGGACUAUUGCUGCAUGAGCAAGGCCUGGACCUGGUAGCUGUUGUUGGCCCGGACUCUGCCGAUACUAAACAAUUUGUAGAGAUUUGCCGCAAGUUCUUCAUACCUGGCAUGAUUAUAUUGCGCUGUGAUCCACAGCAUCCGCAGGAUUCCUGCAAUCAACGCGUGCAGCAAAAGUUUAAAAUGGUGAAUGGCAAAACAACGGUUUACAUUUGCCACGAUCGUGUCUGCCGCAUGCCGCUGACCGAACCGGCUCAGCUGGAGGAGCAUCUGAUGUCGAAUUUCUUUAAGGAGCGCCUAUAAAUUGUAAUUGUAAACUGUAUAAACUAUUGACAUUACUCGAAUUAGUUUGCUAGACUAAGUUAAUUGUUAUUGUUUUUGGCUUCUAAAGCAUAAAUUGGUUCACGGAACUAGUGUUAAGUACUGGACUAUGUAUUAGCUUGAUUAAACAUUUAUGCAAGUUAAAUUUGAGGUUAUUUUUGGCCAUCGAUACUCGUUACUAGCAUUUGUGAAAUAAAACAAACUUAACGUUCAA